UGACGGUGAGGAUAGUUUAGUUUCGGUCGCAGUUGUGUACGCUUGUUUUGCAAGACGUUUUAUUUAAUUGUUUAAAAGCGUAUUGUGGUCCAUAAAAAUCGUGAAUCCUGCCGCCUAUAUUGAUUAGCAGAGAAUAGCAACUGAAGAGAGAUUGCGGUUUUGUGGGAGGAGGUUUUCCAUUGAGGAUUUAGUCUCGGAAGACAUUUUGUUUUUUCGCAGCGUUCGCGAAAAAGUUCGCACGAGCUCGCGUGGAAAAACAGGAGAUCCUGGUAAGAUAGAAUGGUUGCAACUAAACAAACGAACGGACAGCGGAAAAGUGGGAGACAAGGUAAUAAUCGUAAAUUUAAAGCAGCAGCAAUGAACGGUGUAGGUAAGGUCCCACGCUUCAAUUCGCGGGCAGCCGCGACCGGCAUCAACGCGAUCAUGUUCAGCGCUAGUCAGAUCCCUGACAAUCCAGGUUAUGUGGACUUCAACGAGCCCACACCGCCGAGGCAGCCUGUGCCGAAAGCAGUGCCAAAGCAACCGCCCGGUAAUGACGCGAACGGUAAGCCGCAGCGAGGUCCAAGGCGCACAAAUCCCGGGAAUUCCAAGAGGAUGAAUCAGCCGCGAAACCAGAAUAUCGGAAAUGGCUGGGGACCACAACGUAUACCCGGCACACAAAUGCCACAACAGAUGCCGCCACCCGGGCCGUCCGGUCCCCACGGUAUGCGAAAUUUCCAAACGCCACCAAUGCCCAGAAUGGGUGGAAGACCACCAAUGGGAAUGCGGCCCCCAAUCAUAGGCCCACCACCGCCGCCACCCCCAAACAUGGCUCCAGGGAGAUUUGGGCCUCCGCGUCCACUCAUUCCGCCUCCAUUGGCUGGCUGUCCACCUAUGGUGCCACCCCCGUUGGGUGGCCCGAUUCGGCCUCCUAUCCGCGGAGGACCUCUUCCUCCUCGGGGCGGUCCCAUACGCGGUGCUGUGCCAUCUGGUCCUGGAGGCCCGAUGAGACGCAAUAAGAACGUAAUAGGUAACCGGAAAAACCUGCGUAGUAGCAAACGCCGGGCUGGCAACUUGCCAGGCAACACAACAAAUAACGGCACAAAUGCAAAGGCCAAGAAAUCAACAACCACAAAGAAAACACUCAGCGAAAUUAUCAAUCAGUAUCCGCUAGACAAACCCUGGGUAACGGAAGAGAUUCGCGAGGAGCACAAGAAGAAAGAAGACAUUGAGAAUCGGCUGAAGGGAAACAAGGACGACAAGCUCUUUGCCGAGUUCAAAGUUCAGCGGGACAAAUUCGUGAAAAUGUAUGAAACGGCACGCCUCGAAUUCAUUGGGAAACAUCCCGAGCAGGAUAUUGACAAAAUCAUGACCGAGUCGUCGGACAAAGACAAAGGUGAAAAAGCCAAAACAAACAUUGAAAAUACAAAUGAAAAUCAAUCAGCAGCAACAUAAAUUGAAUAUGCUACAAAACAAUUUCUUGUUCGACACGAGAAUAACUUAUUUAAUUAGAAGAGAGACACAAAGAUUCUCAUAAUGUUUUAAAGAGAAUAUUAUUUAAAGAUAACAUUUGAAAUGCGAUUAACGUAACGUAAAAAAACAUUUGAAAUUUUUAUGAUGAUGAUACGAGAUGGUAGAGUCAUAUGCGAGUGGAAUUUUAAUGAUUUUAGUGAGCAGCCUAGUUUGUCCCAAGAGCUGAUAACGUUAGAUAGUACCUUUGCGACUUUGUUUUAUUUCUUAAAGUUAAUUACUGUUCUGUUUGCUUUCAUAUUCCCUCGCAUUAGAGUUAUCAAAUGGGCGAAGAUUUUAUUUGUGGAAAAUGUAAAUAUCUUGGAAUUCCUUAAACAUUUGAAACAUUAGACGCUUGUUGUUUUCAUAGAAUGGAAAAAAGAAACAUUUAUAAGUAUGCAAAGCCAACACCUUGUAUUUUUUCAUUUGCAAAACUAGAAUCAGCGAAGGUGUUUUUGCCUUCCGAAUAUGAAGGAUAGUACUGUGAAAAAGUGUUUAUAUUUAGCUCGAUAUGUCAAAUAAGGGACUUUUUCCUUACUUAGCAAAAUAUUCCAGUACUUUUGCAUUAAAAAAGUUACAUAAUUUUGCCAUCAAUCUCAAUAAAUGAAUAAGCUUUCACAUAAUUGUAAUGUCAUAUUGUUUUUGCUGUAAAAAAAUAACGGAAAUUAUUUCGUACCAUUGCUCGUUCUGGAUCAAUAACCUAACUAAACCUUUGAAAUCCAAUCCACUGUAAUCGAGAUCUAUUUUCAACCGAAACUUUGGGAAAUUUGCUGAAAUCAUCGGUGUCGAGAUUAUUCUCCAUUCGAAUUGCUAUUGAAUCAAAAGGCCUAGUCAUUUAUUUAGCUUCUAGUUUAACGCUUUCUUACUUUAUUCAUUGCCUUCGGAUACAUGGAAGGAUACUUCUGAUCAAAAUAAACCAUGAAUAGCGCACUUUGGAAAUACGUACAGUGGGCAUUUGGCGCGUACUGCGAAUUUUCUAGCUUUGUAUUUUUGGUCAAAAACGUUAUUGCUCUCACGGAAGAUUACGAAGCGAGGUUGAAAAGAGACCCGAGAAGAUGUGAAUUGGAUUUAUUGCGAAAAAUGAAUGCAUCAACCACUGAAUCUACAUUUUAUUGAUCUAGAAACGGAUACGCAUGGACGCUUCAAGGAGUUUCCAUAGCAAAUAUCUCGUAUCAAAUUAAUAACACUUUUAACGUACAUAAUUAAUGUAAAUCAUGAGAAUAUAAUAUUUCAAUAAAUAUUUACAGACGUUAUAAAUCAACUCGACCCAAGUCUAUACAGUCUGUGUAUAAUAAGUUGAUAGAUUGUUUCUAUUUUUAAAAAAACUUGUCUCGAUUUUAUUUCGAUAUACUCUUGAGAAGAAGUUCAUUUAAAUAUAUUCAGUGAAUUUGAUCACGUAUGCACGUUCAAUUCUAUUGAAGCGAAGAGUAACGUCGAGUUGGAUGAAUUCGCAUUGUUCAAUUUGUGCUGUCAUUGUCAUUGCAAUUUCAUAUCUAUCAUAUAGAGGAGUAAUCUUUAGUUAGAAAUACGUUUUUUAUUUAAACAUAUAGCAUAGCCAUACAAUGGAGUAUUAAACAAAUCUGAUCAGUUUAUUUUUAGAUGAAACUAGAAGGGAAUAUUCGUUGCAAAAAGUUUUAUAGAUUUCGUACAUAUUCAUACAUUAAAGGUUUAUCUAAAAAUAAAGAGAGGACAAUUUAAAUAUA
Messenger RNA from Hermetia illucens (black soldier fly), 3191 nucleotides. RefSeq names its product DNA-binding protein K10-like. Bases 280 to 1434 code for a protein of 384 amino acids. NCBI's taxonomy places the organism in Eukaryota, Metazoa, Arthropoda, Insecta, Diptera, Stratiomyidae. The transcript has 2 exons. The record is from RefSeq and is a predicted model, not a curated record.